AUCAGUGCCAUCAUGCCCCGCCCCGCCUAUCAGCAUCUCCAGUCGGUGUAGAGGAGCAGUGAGUCUGGAGGAGCAGCAGCAGGCAGAGACACAGCGGCUCCACAGCGGCUCCACAGCGGCCCCGCGUACCGUCCUACACUCAAGAGCUGCUCUCCACCACCCAGGCAGGCAGUGGAGGUGAUGAUGGCGGCGGCUGUAGAGAGAGGAGGCGUCCGGGCCGCUUUCCUGAACCCGAGCAGCGGCGGCGGCGGUGGACCAGCACCGACCACAACUCUGCUCCCCAUCGGAGGAGCGUUAUCCGGGGCUGUGGUCCUGGGCUCGGGCUCCGGCUCCGGGGGCAGCAGCAGCAUGCCUGUACCCAUGAACCUCUUCGCGACCUGGGAGAUAGACCGAUCAUCCCCCAGCUGCGUGCCCAGGCUUUGCAGCCUCACGCUGAAAAAACUGGUCGUCCUCAAAGAACUGGAUAAAGAGCUGAACUCCCUGUCUAUAGCUGUCAAAAUCCAGGGUUCGAAGCGUCUUCUGAGAUCAAAUGAAUACGUCCUCCCACCCAGUGGACUGAUGGAGACAGACCUGGAGCUCACAUUCUCACUACAGUACCCCCAUUUUCUGAAGAGGGAUGCCAACCGACUGCAGAUAAUGCUGCAGAGGAGGAAACGCUACAAGAAUCGAACCAUCCUGGGCUACAAAACUUUGGCUGUUGGAGUUAUCAAUAUGGCCGAGGUGAUGCAACACCCGACAGACGGAGGACAGAUUCUGGGUCUCCAUAGCAACGUGAAGGAGGCGCCAGUGCGUGUGGCGGAGAUCAGCGUGUACUCUCUGUCCAGCCAGCCCAUCGACCACGAGGACGGUAGCGGCCAGGCUGGCCGCAAGACCAAAACCUCAGACCGCUCCCCAGACAUGGAUAACUAUUCCGAGGAAGACGAUGACAGCUACUCGUCAGAGCAGGAAGCCAGCGAUGACGCAGUUCAUGGCCAGGAUCUUUAUGAUGAAGACGACGAGGUCAGGAAGCCCAAGAAAGCCCGGAGGAAAAUGAUCCGAACCACGUCCAUGACCAGGCAACCUAACUUCAAGCAGAAGUUUGUGGCCUUGCUGAAGAGGUUCAAGGUAACAGAUGAGGUCCUGGACUCUGACCCAGUUGACCAGACCCAGGAAGUGGAGGAGGAUCUGGACUUACUCUACGACAGUCUGGAGGUGUACAACCAGAGUGACAGUGGGCCAGAGAUGGAGGACAACGAGAGCGUCCUGAGCACGCCCAAGCCCAAACUCAAGCCGUUUUUUGAAGGGAUGUCUCACUCCAGCUCUCAGACAGAAAUUGGAAGCAUACACAGCCAAAAAAGCCAGCAGAGAGAGCUGUCGUGUCCUAGUGGAGACUUUCUGACCGUGGACAGAUGUAAAGUGCAAGGGGCCCGUUAUCAAGAUGACAGCAUCACAGAUACAACCGUCGGGGAGCCAGAGACUGACGACAGCGGGCCAGUGCCGGGGGAGGUGAGCAGCUGGGAUGUCAACACUGAACGGAUAACCAGCACUGUUGGCAAGCUCUGCAAGACGGAGUCCCAAAACCACAUGUCUCCCAGUAAAGUGGAGAACAGGCUGCAGAGGCGUCCUCGCAGCACCUCCAUGAAAGACAGACAGAACUCCAAGGCCCAGAGCGACAGGACCAGCAGCAUGGAGAGCGAGUGCUCACCAGACUCACGACUCAUAGCACAGGUUCCCAGGAAGUCUGUGUAUGACCAGCUGAACCAGAUCCUCAUCUCUGACGAACGUCUGCCAGAGAGCAUCAUCCUCAUCAACACCAUGGAGUGGCAAGGACAGUAUGUAUCGGAGUUGCUCCAUGAACAGGGCCAGCCCAUUGUGUCCACCUGCUCUGCUGCCGAUGUUCAGGCUGCCUUCAACACCAUCGUUACUCGCAUCCAGAGAUUCUGUAACUGCAAUGCACAGACACCACCGACGAUGAAGGUGGCCGUGGCAGGCGACCAGAGUUACCUCAGCACCAUCCUGAGGUUCUUUGUGGAGCAGCUGGCCAACAAGACGCCUGACUGGCUCAGUUACAUACGCUUCCUGGUGAUCCCCAUAGGUUCUCAUCCCCUGGCAAAGUAUGUGGCCUCCUUUGACAGCAGGUUCAACAGCAUCUUUAUGGACACUGCGUGGAGGGAGCUGUUCUGCAGGACGGAACGGCCCGCCUCAGACAACAUAGAUGUAGCAGGACGAGUCGUUCAGUAUCUGGUCGGUGCCAACGUGUCCCACCAGUUCCCCAUCUCAGAAGCAAUGCUCACCUACAAACAGAAGAGCCCUGAUGAGGACUCCUGUCAGAAAUUUGUGCCGUUCAUUGGGGUUGUGAAAGUUGGGAUUGUGGAGCAAAGCCUCUCAACUUCAGUGGACUCAGAUGAUGCGAUGGGGGUCAACACAAGCAUCCUGUCCUCCCCAACGCCCCCAUCGGCCGGUCCGUAUGGGAAGGAAAUCGGGGGUACCCCCCCACAGUCUCCCUCUGUGUCCACCGCCCUCUCUGGAGCUGGCUCUCCGUGUUCGGGCAGUGAGGUGAUGGGUCUCCAGGUGGACUACUGGACGUGGCAAGGCCCGGAGAAGAAGAAAGAGGGCGAUAAGAGAGACGUGGGACUGAAGAACACCCUGAAGAGUAACUUCCGUUCACUGCAAGUCAGCCGCCUGCCCUGUGGAGGGGAACUCACCCCCCCACCCAGCAUGGCCAUGACUGUCGUCACCAAGGAGAAGAACAAGAAAGUGAUUUUUCUCAGCAAGAAGCCCAAGGAGAAAGAGCUGGACUCUAAGAGCCAAGUGAUUGAUGGCAUCAGCAGGUUGAUCUGCACAGCCAAGCACCAGCACACCAUGCUGAGAGUCACUAUUGAUGGAGUGGAGUGGAAUGAUGUGAAGUUUUUCCAGCUCGCUGCCCAGUGGCCAACACAUGUCAAGCACUUCCCGGUGGGAAUCUUUGGUUACACUAAGCCUGUGUGACCGUGGCCGCCACCACCACCCACUCCACCUCCACCUCCACCUCCACCUCCACCAGACUCUCCGCUGCACUUCGUCUCACUGAGAGGCUUCAGAGAAUGAGAGGAAAAGCCAACGGGCCCCCGGCAGUAAUAGUUUUCCUGUGGAAAUCUUACUGACUCACAACCACAAAUUUCAUGUUGUCAAUUGGAUGUUUUUGAUGUCGAUGUUGUUGGGUGUUGUUGUUGUUUUUUACACACUACAAAAAGAACAAGUACUAUUUUGUAAGAUUUGUGCUACCGCCUCGGAGGUAUUUUGAGGUAUUUUGACAAUUUGCCACAUUUCGAUAAUGGCAGCUGUGUUUGCACUUUGUUUUUGUUAACAUUUUAUUAUUUCUGUGAAAUCCUACAUUUAUUGUUACUCUAUAGACAAUGGAGGAGUGUGAUGGUGAUGUGCAGUGGCGUGUGUGAGAUUGUUUGAGACCGUGUUUGUGUUUGUUGUUGAAAGUUGGAAUAUUGCUGUGAAUCUAGAUGGAAACCUUCUCUUCUAACUCAGUGCUCAGUUUUCUUACUCGUCCCUUUACUUUCUCAAAAACAAAGGUCAAUUUUUAUAGAAAGGAACAGAAAGUUCUGUUUGCCUCGUUGCUUUUAAGCACAUAAAGCAAAUAUUAAAAAACAAAACAACAACUAAAGCUAGGUAUUUUUGAAGGUAGCUAUAAUGAAUGUAGCUAUGGAGCAUUUGUAACCGUUCAUCUAAUCAGUUCAUUAUCGUUAAGUGCUUUUGUAUCGGUGUUAGUGUACAUUCAGACUGUACAGUAACAUCUACUUAGCAACAGGGUAACGUGAAACCAUAUUUCAACUAUCAACAGCUGAAUGCCAAAUUUAGUUUUGACUGUAUGAAUUGUCGUGUUGUUUCAAGGUCCUGAAUUGUUUCUUCAGUUUCCCAGCCGCCCCGUGUUCAGUUCACCUGAGAGGGGACGCCUCACAGACCUGCAGGAACUUGGCAAAUACUGGAUGUCUCCAGAUGUGCAGUGAUGUGCCAAAGUCAAGUUCGUUUUACAGUGUAACCACCGGAGCUCUUGGCUUGGCCAAAACUUUAUAGUAUGUUGAACUAAAAUCGUAAUGUAUUUCAUGGUCCCUGUGGAGAUCAGUAUUUAGAUUUACUGAGAUAUUCAUUUGGACAAAUAGUGCUCCACAUUUGGCUAAAUGUAAUCAAGCAUUUACAAAAACGUGUGCACAUCCUAUUUAAGCAAUUACCUUUGUGUCCUUUAUAACCGCUUCACCGUGGCUGAACCUGCAACUAGUACCCAACCUAAAACAUACUGAUAGGUUGCUCCGUCUGUAUUGUGUCGGCCUGUUAUUGUGGGGAAAAACUACAAAUUAGUAGGACUUGAAACAUGUUUUGACAGUCGUCUCGAGCACAAUGCAAGUAUUGAAUUACUUUUAAAAUAUGAUGAAAAAGUGUAUGGAGUCUUGCCAGAUGUCCAAGUCACUGCCUGUGUGUGUCUGUGUAGGUGUGCUAUAUGUUCGAUGGUACUCCCUGAAUAGUGUUACGUGAAACUUUUGCAAUAGGAAACCUUUGGACAAAGGGCCUUCUGUAGGAGUUAGCUGUUGCUUUUUUUAUAAAGUGAAGACUUACAAGCUUUGAUUGGCUGGCUUUUUUAGUAAUGUAUAUAAAUAUAUACAAGAUGUAUUAUUGUGAAUCCCCCUCCUCCUACUCCCACUAAAUUGAAAGCACAAAUAGCUUACCUUUAUUUCUCCACAUAAAUGCCAAAUAUAUUUCCAGAACUCAUAACUAUGAAGUUGUACAAUGCAAAAACACUUAUUAGGUAUGUCAUUUCUCAUACAUUUCCCUCACUUUUUAAUGCACUUUCAUGUGGUUUUAUACAUAUUUUAGCUCAAAUUGGGACACACUUUGUUUUCGAGGUGUUAUAUUUGAAAUGUAAACCACUACCUAUAGUCAAGAGAAGGCAGAUUUUUGUUUUCAAAAUGACCCUUUUUUUUUUUUUAGGUCUGAAACGCCGUCAUGGCCGUCUGUUACUUUGUUUUGCCACUUGAUGUUGAAAAGCUUAUUUUGCAGCUACCACCAUACGUGUCUGCCCGUGACUACACAGUCAAGUUUUCUUUGUCUCCUGCUUUUUGAAGGGUUCACUAUCUUCUUUUAGUUGGGAGACCAACUGGCCCGUACAGAUGUGUAAACUGGGGCUGUGAAGUGUUAGCCAGGGCAGAGUUGUUUGAGGGAAUUUGUCAUGUGAGUUUGCCUUCUAAAUACUAAACGGGCAUAAUGACAAGUGUAUUUCAAUGUAUUUCACCUCUUUUUUUUUUUUUUUUGCCCUAAAUCUAGAGGUAGCAUGGGGGUGUUUUACAGGACUGGAUCAAUGAGCAGGCAUGCUCACUUUGUUAAAUUAACUCUUAACAUCAGUGUUUAGUUUUCCAUUAACGGUCAAACUACAAUUACAAAAUGCCAUCUCAUUGUUCC
Molecule: messenger RNA, 5421 nt
Organism: Sebastes umbrosus (honeycomb rockfish)
Lineage: Eukaryota; Metazoa; Chordata; Actinopteri; Perciformes; Sebastidae
Product: phosphofurin acidic cluster sorting protein 2
Exons: 24
Coding region: 181-2967 (928 amino acids)
Biological process (GO): protein localization to plasma membrane
Molecular function (GO): transmembrane transporter binding
Source: RefSeq, a predicted model, not a curated record